AUGUUCAUUUUAUUCGUAGCCUUUAUAAUUUCUUUUACUAAAGCAGAAAAUAUUUAUAGUGUUUCUUAUGCUAAUGGUAAAUUAUCAGUUGUUGAUGUCUAUGAAGAUAAAAAAUGUUAUAAAAUCAGUAUAUCAACAUCUGUGAAGUAUGUUUAUGUAGCUGCAACAGACUCUAGUGCUGCAAAGAUUGAACAAUAUACUUAUCUUGUAAAAGAUUGUAGUGAUGAAACUAUCCAACCUGAAGAUUUCCCAGUUACUGCAAAAAAAGAUAUUAAGACGAGUAAUGCUAAUAGAUACUAUCUUUACAAUGAGGAACCAGAUAAUAUGAAAACUGAAUGUAGCCUUACAACUAAUAAUGAAUAUGAUGAUGAUAGCUGUACCAUUAAAGUUUCUGAAGUAGUUUCAUAUAUGUGUAAUAUCCCAAAAAACGUUGAAUGUCAUCAACAUUCUCAAACUAAUUUCUAUUAUAAAACACAAACUAAAGUUGGUUAUUAUGGUACAUUCUAUUUCCUUGAUAAGAAUUGUACUCAAGAGGCAAACUUUGGAAAAAGUAUGAACAAAUGUGGAGUAUGUUCACCGAUUUUAGUUCCAUUAGAUAAAGACAAACAGGUAAUAUAUUCAAUAUAUCAAUGUGAAGAUGAGUGUAUUACUGAUGGAUCUGUUAGUACUUUUAUUGCUAUGAUUAUUGUUGUUCUUUUCUUCUUUUUUUAA
This is a messenger RNA of Entamoeba nuttalli P19, 711 nucleotides long. RefSeq lists its product as hypothetical. The coding region runs from base 1 to 711 and encodes 236 amino acids. The transcript has a single exon. The record is from RefSeq and is a predicted model, not a curated record. NCBI's taxonomy places the organism in Eukaryota, Evosea, Mastigamoebida, Endamoebidae.